Molecule: messenger RNA, 954 nt
Organism: Microplitis mediator
Lineage: Eukaryota; Metazoa; Arthropoda; Insecta; Hymenoptera; Braconidae
Product: germ cell nuclear acidic protein-like
Exons: 3
Coding region: 233-940 (235 amino acids)
Source: RefSeq, a predicted model, not a curated record
AUGCAUCAAUGGGUUAUUUAUACAUGACGAUUUAUUUUACUAUCAACAGAAAUAAAUUUAUCCAACUAAAUAUUAGUAGUAAAUAGUCAAUAAAUUUAAUUUUUAUCGCAGAUGCGAUAAUUAUCAACAAUUAUGUUGAUAAAAAAAUCAUAUAAAUACCAUAGGGCUCCCAAAAAAAAAUUAUCAAAACUUGUUCGUUUGAUACGAAAUUAGAAAUUCUUCUCACAAAAAGAUGCGUUUCUUAAUUAUUUUGGCAACUCUUGCUUUGGCUGCGGCCUUUCCAUCAUCUGAUAAUUUUGGUAUUCAAAAUAGUAAAGAUGUAGCCUACACAAUGGAUGCGGAAAGUACUGAUGAUGAUAUUGUCGAAGAUAAUGAAAUAAAUAAUACAGAUGACUUGAGUAAUGAUGCAAUUGAUAUUCCAAAGGAAUCAGCUGACGAUUCAAAUGAUGCAAUUGAUAUUCCAAAGGAAUCAGCUGACGAUUCAAAUGAUUUAGAUGACAUUCCAAAGGACUUAGCUGACGAUUCAAAUGAUUCAGAUGAUAUUCCAAAGAACUUAGAUGAUGAUUCAAAUGAUAUCCCAAAGGACCUAGAUAAUGAUUCAAAUGAUAUUUCAAAGGACUCAGAUGAUGAAUUAAAUGACUCAAACGAUGGUUUUAAAGAUCUAGACAAUAUUUUAAAAGACUUGGAUGAUAAGAUAAAUGAUGGUUCAAACGAUUCAACUGAACCAAAUCCAGCAAUUGAAGAUGAACAUACAACAGAAUCAGUAAAACCAACUAACACUGGAUUAUGCACCCAAGUAGGCAACAUUGCGAAGCCAGGAUCUUGCGGAUUUAUUAUGUGUGCUCCUGCUGCCGGUCGUAACAAAUUCAUUGAAUAUUGGACACCGUGUCCUAGAGACACUUGUUUCGAUCCAGAAACUAAUAGAUGCGAAUGGAGUUAAGCUAUUUAAUUACC